Molecule: messenger RNA, 2114 nt
Organism: Marchantia polymorpha subsp. ruderalis
Lineage: Eukaryota; Viridiplantae; Streptophyta; Marchantiopsida; Marchantiales; Marchantiaceae
Source: the annotation of a GenBank genome assembly
GGAGAUUCAAGCGAUUUGAUUCGACGAGAUUCGCUCGAAGGUCAAAGGCUCAAAUCCGGCUCUGCCGAUGCUGAAUCGCAGCAGCAGCAGCAUUGCAAGCGGUGGUGGAGUCCACGACGACGACGCACAGCAGCAGCAGCAGCAGCCCGGUCAGAGAGAGCGAUGGUAGCGCGAUGGUGGUGCGACGACGACGACGAGGACGACGAGUAGGGAAGUAGGGGUCGAUUGGACUGGACUGGACUGCUCUGCACUGCACGGGAAGAGGUGGAAGCUCGAGGGCGGAGGAGUUAAUGUCCCGGUCUCCGCAUGUACUUUCGGCUUUUUGUCACGUAUGAGCGCAGGCUUUUGGAGGAGUAGAGAGAGAGAGAGAGAGAGAGAGAGAGAGUAGGAUAGAGGCAGACAGAGAUUCUAGAAUUUCCGGGCGGACGGGCGGGGGCGGAAUUCCCUGCAGAGGUGUCGGUGACCCCUUCCAGAGUCUCUGAUUCCGUUCCAGUUCCGACGAGAUCGCUGCUGCUGGGUAUCUGCGUGAGAUCAGAGCCUUAUUUCUAUCUCCUGCCGUUGUCUGUUUCGAGCAACGCCAUCUUCGUCGCGCGUAGCGGGACAAACGCUCUUCUUCUCCUCUGCCGGAGAAGCUCUGCGCACGUGGGGAAGCGGGGGCCGAGCUUUCAGCCAUGUUUUACCAAGUACUGCUGCCGUUGUUGCUGAUCUCUGGUGUAGUGGUUAGUGCUGAUUUGGUCCAUGAUCUGCCGGGAUGGAUGGGCGAAACGCAUAAUGUUAAGGCGCUGAAACCGCUCGUAGUUGAGCCGCCGAAAGUGAUUGCUCUGUCAUGGAGGCCCAGGGCUUUUCUGUACAAAGGUUUUCUGACAGAUGAGGAGUGCGAUCACAUCAUUAUGUUGGCAAGGAAUAAGCUUAAGAAAUCUAUGGUAGCCGAUAAUGAGUCCGGAAAGAGCGUGGAGAGUGAGAUUCGAACCAGCUCUGGGAUGUUUCUAUCGAAAGCUCAGGAUGAAGUUGUCAAAAGAGUCGAAGACAAGAUAGCAGCCUGGACAUUCUUGCCGCAUGAAAAUGGCGAAGCCAUUCAAGUUUUGAGAUAUGAGUAUGGGCAAAAGUACGAACCUCAUUAUGACUACUUUCAAGACAAAUAUAAUCAGGUCUUGGGUGGACAUAGAGUUGCGACUGUGUUGAUGUAUCUGUCCGAUGUCAUCAAGGGUGGCGAGACAGUAUUUCCCUCGGCAGAGACCAAGCAGUUCAAGGACGAUACCUGGUCUGAAUGUGGCAAGAGAGGAAUUGGAGUGAAACCUCAAAAAGGGGACGCCCUUUUGUUUUAUAGUUUACACCCAGAUGGUUCACCUGACGAGUCAAGUCUUCAUGCGGGUUGCCCGGUUAUUGAAGGAGAAAAAUGGUCGGCCACCAAAUGGAUUCAUGUUGGAUCCUUUGAGAAGCCAAUACGCUCUGUAACUGAUUGCGAGGAUGAGAAUGAUCUAUGCGGUGAGUGGGCAGCGUAUGGUGAGUGCGACAAGAAUCCUACGUACAUGGUAGGAACGGCAAGUGAACCGGGUCGGUGUCGAAAAGCUUGCAAAGUUUGCUAGUUGUUGCGAAAUCUACAUCGAAAUUGAAAAGAGGAAGUGCACGCUUAAAAGCAAGUGACCGCCGAAAGAAAGUGAACAAAUGUUCACAACGCCCGACCAAAGACAUGCUUUUGCUCAGGAAUAUGUUGCAGUUUUCUGAGCCACUCCAAGAGAUUCUACGACCUUAAUCCCGUAACUUGCCUUUCGGAUCUUGCUGUUGCACAAAGCAAUCACUUACCUGGUACUGCCGGGCUCGGCAAGAUACAAGUCUGAAAGUUAUAUACACUGGCGGUACAUGCUUGUGCCCUUUCACAGUCACAGCGUCACUAUUUAAUGCUAGAAAUCAAAAGUAGAAGUGAAAACUAGGUUGUUUUUUUAAGUUAUAAAUUUUUCAUUAUACAUCACUGUAUAGUGUACAUCACCUUCUCCGGAUAUACGAAUUUGUUGCAGCUAGAAUAUUUUUUCUUAUUUGGCUGCAGUUUUGACAGUGAUGCCAUGUUUCACGUGCCCAGUACACAACGCGGAAGAUGGUCAACAUUUUGCAGCUCG